AUGAGCGUGGCCAGUAGCGCCAAGCCGCCACUUUCCGACCCUCAACAACCUUCCCCAUACCCACCAGAGUCGACCGCCUCAUCCCGCGAUUUCGUCCCGUCUUUCUCUUCUCCCGAACAACGUCAGCUUCCGCCGUGGUCGCCGCCCCCUACCACCAUCCUCCCGUUCAUACCGAACGAUGACCCGAGUCUUGAUCCUGGGGUACCCGCGCCCAUCAUGAUCCCUCCCGACUCUGACGAAUCGCCCCUGGCCUCCUCCAUAGGCCUCGGGGCCUUGGGGCACGAUGACCAUGGCCUCCCCGAAGAUAUCGACAACCAGAGUCGCGCCAGCUCGCGAGAUCCCGGGAGCGCUCUACCCGUUGGAGAAUCCAUCAACCUCACCGAACACCCUGGCGCCUCCGACCAGCAGCGCGAGGACGGCAACCAUGACCCCAACUCGCAGAACCCCGACCAGAAAGGCGAAAAACCGCCAUGGAGCGAGCUGAAAACCAAGGCCGGAAAGGAACGAAAGCGUCUACCGCUGGCGUGUAUUGCCUGCAGGCGAAAGAAAAUCCGCUGCUCCGGAGAGAAACCCGCUUGCAAGCACUGCUCGCGCUCGCGCAUCCCGUGCGUCUACAAAGUCACCACCAGGAAGGCCGCCCCCCGUACCGACUACAUGGCGAUGCUGGACAAGCGACUCAAGAGAAUGGAGGAUCGGGUCAUCAAGACAAUCCCGAAGGACGAGGUCCGCGAUAUGGCCGCUAUCGGCCGCUCCGUGGUCCGUCCGCCGCAGCCCGGUCAGAACUCAAAGACGCAGAAGAAGCGGUCGGCGGACGAGGCUUUCGCCGCUGAGAUGGAGGGAUGGGCCCGUGGGGACCGUCGGGCGCCUCAGGACACCUUCCCCAUGCGGCGUGAGAAUAAACUCAACGACACAUCGAACCUACUCACCGAGGGAGCCGAGUUUUUGCCUUCGCUGGAAAUCCAAGAACACUUGGCAGAAGUGUUCUUCGAUUGCGUCUACGGACAGUCGUACCUCCUCCUUCAUAAGCCUAGUUUCAUGCGAAGAUUAAAAGCCCGGACAGUUCCGCCAGUUCUCAUACUCGCCGUCUGCGCCGUAUCCGCACGAUUUUCCACGCAUCCGCAGAUCAACUCCGAACCUCCCUUCCUGCGGGGAGAAAACUGGGCAAAUCCGGCCGCCGCCAUUGCACUAAGUCGACAUGACGAACCCAACAUCACGAUAUUAACGGUCUUCCUCUUAUUGGGCCUGCAUGAAUUCGGAACCUGCCAUGGUGGACGAAGUUGGUCUUUCGGAGGUCAGGCGCUGCGAAUGGCAUAUGCUCUGCAGUUGCAUCGCGAACUCGACCAUGACCCGCUACUCUCGCAGAACAACGGUGCUGCCACUCAGCUCAGUUUUACGGAUCGGGAGAUUCGAAGACGUACCAUGUGGGCUUGCUUUUUAAUGGAUCGCUACAAUUCGUCCGGCAGUCAACGGCCUCCCAUUGGAAACGAGAAAUUCGUGCAGAUACAGCUGCCGAUCAAAGAAUCGCAUUUCCAGAUGGAAAUCCCUGGUCCCACAGAGGAUUUAGAUGGAAACGUCCCCAACCCAGUUCCAGAUGACGUUGGGCAAUUGUCCAACGCCUCGAAUAACAUGGGUGUGUCGGCCUAUAUCAUUCGCGCGGUGGUGAUAUGGGGUCGCAUAGUCGAUUAUCUCAACCUAGGGGGGAAGCGGAAAGACGGCCAUCCCUUAUGGUCGCCCGAGUCGGGCUAUACACGCCUCAAGCGGCAGAUUGAGGAGUUUUCUGCUUCCCUCCCCAAUUACCUGGCAUUCACAUACGAGAACCUUCAGAUUCAUGCUGCGGACCGGAUCGCUAACCAGUUUCUUUUCUUGCACAUCAUUAUCCAUCAAAACAUGCUCUUCCUGAACCAAUUCGCAAUCCCUUUGUCGCCCGGAGGUCGACCUCCACGGGAUAUGCCCAAGGCCUUCUUGAGCAAUGCCGGACGCGCAGCUGUCGAGGCAGCCCAUCACAUCUCCGUGUUGAUUGACCGCGCGUCCGCUUACCCUCUCACUGUUCCAUUUGCUGGAUACUGCGCAUAUUCGGCUAGCACAGUUCACAUCUGGGGUAUCUUUUCGAAGAACGCGCAGCUAGAGGCGCGAUCGAAAGAGAAUCUGCGACAUACUUAUCGAUAUCUGAACAAGAUGAAGAAAUACUGGGGAAUGUUCCAUUACAUGGUGGAAAGUGCCAAGGACCGAUAUCGCCAGUUCGCAGAUGCGGCCAUCAAGGGCUCAGUCCCUACACAGAACGGUGGCCAGAUCGCACCGAUGUUCCAAUACGGUGACUGGUUCGAUAAGUACCCCCAUGGAGUAUCGAGGUCGCAUUGGGAAGACCCCGAUACCCAGCAUAAGGAUUUGAAUGAUGAUGCCGUCAUGAGCCAGAAACCCGACCUACAGAGCGUGGAAGACUUCUUCGCUAGCCUCUCCCCUAGCACGCCGCAAAGCGUGCCCCGUCGGUCACAUUCGAGAAAGAGCAGCAGGAUGGAUGUCCCGCCCCGCAUGGGACAAACAACGCCAUCAUCACAACAGAUUCUUGAUGUGAACAUGGAUACAGCACCGGGAAUGCUCGGAACAACCGGAACUGGGUUCCCCCAGGCAUCGAUGUUCAACGGCCAAGCAGCUCGCGGACAGCAACAGAUGUUUGGGCAUUCGCCUUUCGACUUCCCCAUCCCUACCGACCAACUUCCCCAGCUAGAUCGACAGUUUGUCUAUGGGUCAUUUGGCGCUUUGGACCCCUCGCCCGCCUCCUUUGUCCCAUCAGACACUCCGGGCAUGUCCUCGGUUAAUGGCGCAGAACCUCCCCCACCCAACCAAGACACAUCCGAUAUUUUCGCCGGCCAGAUGGAUCCUAAUGCACCUUCGGGGACGGGCGAAUUCUAUCAGCCUAGUGCCUGGUUUUUGCCAUUCAACCUCGACCCUAUCGGGGCUGGCGUUGGCCUCGAUCCGGGUGUUCCUCCACCGCCGCCAACAGGAACAGCAAACCCUGUCGGGGCAACGCCGGAUAUGUCCGCCUUUGGCGGCGCAGGAAACAUGCCGAUGGGUGCUUACGAUCUGAGCAUGACUGGGGUGGAUCGGAAUCAGAAGUACGAUUGA
Messenger RNA from Aspergillus terreus NIH2624, 3123 nucleotides. RefSeq names its product putative C6 transcription factor. Gene Ontology annotation, cellular component: nucleus. Gene Ontology annotation, biological process: DNA-templated transcription; regulation of DNA-templated transcription. Gene Ontology annotation, molecular function: DNA-binding transcription factor activity, RNA polymerase II-specific; DNA binding; zinc ion binding. The record is from RefSeq and is a predicted model, not a curated record. Bases 1 to 3123 code for a protein of 1040 amino acids. The transcript has a single exon. NCBI's taxonomy places the organism in Eukaryota, Fungi, Ascomycota, Eurotiomycetes, Eurotiales, Aspergillaceae.